Messenger RNA from Sporothrix schenckii 1099-18, 1419 nucleotides. RefSeq lists its product as uncharacterized. Bases 1 to 1419 code for a protein of 472 amino acids. The record is from RefSeq and is a predicted model, not a curated record. The transcript has 3 exons. NCBI's taxonomy places the organism in Eukaryota, Fungi, Ascomycota, Sordariomycetes, Ophiostomatales, Ophiostomataceae.
AUGAAGCUUGCCUUAUCAGUCAACAAGCCCUUAAAUGGGCACGUCUUCCAGGCCACUGACAAGGUCCAAGGCCGUGUCGAUGUACAGAUGGACGACGUUUCCGACACACCAGAGGUCCGGGUGGUAUUUCAAGGCAUUGCCAAAGUCACACUCAAACCCGGCUUCGACGCAAAGGCACAGAUCGGCGACACCCAUAAGCGACAAAGUUACAAAAUCUUCACAUCCGUCCAAGUCUUGCAUCCGACGCCAGUCAACGACAACACGCUGUCCGCGCCCUUUGCGUUUGCUUUUCCCCCAGCCGACCGUUGCUGUGGCCGGGCCAACACCGCCAAGUCGGCCGUCUGCCCGCUUCCGCCAUCGACACUGCUCGUCACACCGGGUGUCAAAGUCCGUGUCUCCUAUGGCGUCACCGCCGUGUGCCGGCGGCCGGGCAGCGGCCUGUACCACCGUCUGCUGCACCGGCCCGUGACCGCCCGCCAGUCGAUCACCUACGCACCGCCCAUUACCGAGCAGCUUCUGUACGGCACGGCUGCACCAGUUCAGUCCAUACGGCCAGUACAGGCCCGGCCACCGACGGUGUCGCUUCCGUUGUCACCACCCCAAUCACCGCCCAUAUCGCCCGUGUCCAUCGUGUCCGACCCGCUUCUGGAUGCCCACACCGACGUCACCGAUACCACCGCCGGUGCCCGCCAGCUCGUCCGCAGCACGGCCUGGAUGCCGGCCAGCAAGCUCGGCAUCGAGGAACGAAGCAGCACCGACGCUGCCGACGCAUGGGCCGUUAAGGCGCAGAAUCCACCGGUGCUCCCCGGUUGUCUGCCGGCGUACUCGCCGGCCAUAUCCCUCGAGAUGGUCAUGCCGAACCUGCCCGUCAUCACGCCCGGCCAGCCGCUCGACCUGGGCCUGUUUCUGCGCACGCCGCGGUCGUUCCUCGACACGGUGGCCGACACCGGCUGCACGCUCCAGCUGUGCAGUCUGUCGGUCCGCCUGCGCCGCCAGAUCCACGCACAAAUCGGCGCGGCCACGCGCGUCGACGACACGACGUGGCCCCUCUGGUCGGUCAAGGGCAGCGUGCCCAUUCGCCAGGAAAAGGUGGACAUUGCGUGUGGCGGCAGCGGCGGCAGCAGCAGCAGCAGCCACGGCGAUGAUAACAGCAGCGACGAUACGGCUGGGGGCAUCCAUCUUCCCCCAGCCACCAUCGCGGCCAUCCAGGGCCAGCCGGGCUUUGCGACGUGCUUUGCCUCGCGCGUCUACACGCUUGAGGUGUCCAUGGGCGUGGCCGCUGUGACGACAUCGAGCACGCCCCCAGGCAAGAAGCCCGUCGUGCCCAAGGCGGAGAUUCAAUACACAAAGACGGCCCUGCGCGUCAUUGUCUCGGAGCCGCCACCGGACUACGAGUGGAAUACGAGCGAUGGCGAGUGA